AUGGAGCCCCUCAGCCCGAUCUUAAAAACACCAACUCGAAUACCCCGACCGACUUUCGUGGCCGCGUCACCUCGAACACCCUCCAUCCGCGCGGUCCCCUACAACGCCGUGGACGGAGUUACUACUGCUUCUAGCAUGACUGGAAGUUACUCGCCGACAAGCUGGCCGUUCCCCAAGUCAGCCAAACGUCUAUCAUUGUAUGACCGAUUACAUUGUGUUGAUGCCGGUCGACUUUUCUUGCUGAUUGCAUCCAGGGACCUUCCAACCGCAGCCACCCAGCAUUGCGAUGCGCCCGGUGCCAGCUGUAGCGACAUUAACCAAACUGAGAGUGCGAAAUCCCACCACCGGACCACGGCCUCCACAGCGAGUGAAGCGACAAUAAUUGGAAGUUUCCAGAUGGCGAAAAACGAGGUAUCGAUGGCUCGUGGUCGCGCCGACGUCUCUCGAGAUUCGGUCGAGACUCAAAUAUACGCACCCCGGCACAGCGAGAGCAAUGCGAUCGCGGAACACCCGCGACCGAACAGCGGCGGGCACUUCCUUCACCCUGCAACAGAGGGUUUGGAGCGGCCCAUGACCCCGACUCCGUACUCAGUUUUGCGCAAGGUAUCGGAGGUGUCUGAGCCUGGAAAUACUGAAAACGGGGGCGACAGCCAAGUUAGGGACGAAGAGCAGCAGCCGAUUUCUGCAUCGAAACCCCAAGAAACCACGCAUCACCAUCAGUCGGCAACCCACACUCCGCGGGACACAGCCACGAAGGGCCCCGUAAUCGACGACAUCGAUAUUGAACGUACGGACGCGUCCAGCGUAACUCAUGCUACGCCUGUCCCGCGGAACGAGGAAGGCCGAGUGCUAUCCCGUCUGCGCCCGCUCCUUACCGCGACCAUUCCCAAGAGCGAGCCCCAGGACGCCCAAUGGCUUGCGGCGCCCACCAGCAGCGUGGGGGCCGAGUACGGCGGUUCCGACGGCGGUAACAUUGACGAUACACUUGAUGGCAUCAUCAUCCUGAAGUCGGUCGGGAUGCCGGAAGCCGCGCCCAAUGCCGGGGCCUCGAUGCGAAACAUUAGUCUCUACUCGCGGAGGCCGACUACAAUCCAAAGCGAGGUCCCCGAUCUCGAGUCUCUCCGCCUUGGCCCGAGAUUGCGCCAUAGCCGUUUGCCGCUGAGCCCCAGCAUGGCCACGAAUGCAGGACGGAGCGUGCCGAGAAGCACGAAGAAGCUGUGGAGUGCCCUUGCCCGAUCGCGCAGAAUGAUGUUUGCUUCGGCCGUUCUCUUGGAAUUAUGCAUCCUCAACGUGGUUGCCAGCGUCACGGCGGUGACUGCUAGCUAUAUCGAGCAUGGGUAUGCCGGCAUCGGGGUGGUGGCGUGGGCCGCCGUGAGCGGUGUGUUUGCCCUCACCUUCGGUGCUCUCCUGGGCGCCACCUUCCUGCAGUACCGCAAGAUGAACAAGGACCUUGUCUCGGGCGAGAACUGGAUCGAGAUGCACCUUCGGUCUCGACCUCUCCCUCCCCGACCCCAGAGCAAGGAUCGGAGACAAGACAACGGUGCGACAGAGGCCUGGCAGAAAUUCGUCCAGGAUCACACGCAGCUUCGCCGCUAUGUUGAAUUCCUUGAGAGCCGCAUCGGCGUACUUGAGGAAGGUCGCCCGAACAUCGGCGAGCAGAACAACGGUGGUACUAACACGGCCGGCGUCGUGAGUGGGCCGACUUACGGCACAAUGGAGAACGCCAUCGGCCAGUCGAACGGCAUUGACGCGGAUGCCGGCGCUAGCGGGGACAAUACCCCGAAGGAGAAGAAAUUAAACGUGGGCGGUUCGUUGUCACGCCGCCAACUGCUUCAGUCAGAGGACUCGGUCACAGAGCCCGAGUCCUGGCAAGGUAGUGAUGGCAACGCUACCAUUUCCAAAUCGGAUACUAAGGCCAGCAUCCUCACCGAGUUGUGUGAAGCCGUCACCGAGGGAUACAGUCCCUUGUCUGGGAUGCCUCCGAGUUCACCUCACACCCCACAAGCACCCAACAACCAGACACCCUCAGGUCGCCCGCGCGUUCGUACUCUCCGCCACCUGGCGCUGCCUAGCAGGGCCGCCUUUCACCGGCCUGGGGCGCAUUCGGUCGAAAUUUAG
Molecule: messenger RNA, 2118 nt
Organism: Chaetomium globosum CBS 148.51
Lineage: Eukaryota; Fungi; Ascomycota; Sordariomycetes; Sordariales; Chaetomiaceae
Exons: 2
Coding region: 1-2118 (705 amino acids)
Source: RefSeq, a predicted model, not a curated record